This is a messenger RNA of Penicillium manginii, 219 nucleotides long. Its product is annotated as DASH complex subunit DAD4. Gene Ontology annotation, biological process: attachment of spindle microtubules to kinetochore. The record is from RefSeq and is a predicted model, not a curated record. NCBI's taxonomy places the organism in Eukaryota, Fungi, Ascomycota, Eurotiomycetes, Eurotiales, Aspergillaceae. The coding region runs from base 1 to 219 and encodes 72 amino acids. The transcript has 5 exons. Gene Ontology annotation, cellular component: DASH complex; mitotic spindle.
AUGGAAAGUCCCCACGAGCACCAGCAGUCGGUGCUGUUGUCGCGCAUCAUUACCAAUGUGGAGAAAUUGAACGAAGCUGUCAUGGUGAUGAACAAGGGUUUGCAGGAGGUCAAUAUCCAAAAUAUGAAUGUCGAACUGGUUGCCCAAAUGUUCAAAAACUACCAGUCGAACGUGCUGUUCCAUCUCGAGGCCACGGAAAACCUGAAGAACCCAACCUAG